UACUAAUAGUUGUUCUCUACUUCCUACUAGUACCUACCAAUGGCACGCCCACGCGCUCACUCGAGUGCCGAGACAUCAAAAGAGCCUCAUUCGGUCUCCUUAAAAGUCUUGCGGCUAUCGCGGCCUUCUAUGUCCUACCAGUAUCCUCUACCAGAAGCAAACACGAAGAUUUCAAACAAAGCAUCAUUGAGUUAUCCUUCCGACAGUAUCGACAAUCAGUUUAUUCUCACUCCUAAUCUUACAUUACCUCCUGCCUUUGGAUCCGCUUAUGUUGGAGAAACAUUUGCUUGCACUCUUAGUGCGAAUAAUGAGCUUGCAGAAGACGAGACUUCGCGUAUUGUCACGUCAGUCCGAAUAGUCGCAGAGAUGCAGACUCCAUCGCAAGUAGCAUCUCUAGAGCUAGAACCGGCAGAUGACGCAGCCGCCAGAGAUGGCCUACAGAAGGGGCAAUCGUUACAGAAGAUCGUUCGAUUUGAUCUCAAGGAAGAGGGAAAUCACAUCUUGGCAGUCAGUGUCAGCUACACGGAAACACUAAUUGGAUCCGACUCGCAAGCGGCCAGUGGGCGAGUGAGAACUUUUCGCAAGCUUUAUCAAUUCGUCGCACAGCCAUGCCUUAGUGUCCGGACGAAAUCGUCAGAGCUGCCCCCAUUGGAGGUUGAAAAUAAAUCUCUAGGGCCUUAUGGGAAGACCCGACUCCUUCGCUUUGCCCUGGAAGCGCAACUAGAGAACGUGGGUGAUGGGGCAGUGGUUGUAAAGCAAACGAAAUUGAACCCCAAGCCCCCAUUCAAGGCAACCUCUUUGAAUUGGGACCUCGAAUGGCCGGAUCAGUCCGAUUCGCAACCGCCAACGUUAAACCCACGUGACGUCCUACAAGUUGCGUUCCUCGUUGAACAAGAAGAAGGGCAACAGGAAGGGCUGGACGCUUUACAGAAAGAUCUGAAACGAGACGGUCGAGCCGUUCUCGGACAAUUGUCCAUCGAAUGGAGGGGGACUAUGGGAGAUAAAGGCUUCUUGACGACCGGAAACUUAUUAACGCGAAGGCGGACGUGAAACUUCCGAAGUUUAAACUUGGUUAUCUUCAUGUGUAACCCCUACGUCCAUCGUCAUUAAGCCGAAUUUCGUGACAUCGUCAGUCUUCAGGAGACUUCGCUCGAAACAAUUGAUUUACGAUUUUGUGUUGUGGCACUAGCAUCCAGCUGUGAUGGCUUGGGUUAGUGACCAAUCAGUGAUAUAAGCUUUAAGGUUUUCUGAUUUUUGAGGGCUUAGAGCCAAGCUGUGGAUGUGCUACAAAGGCAAUCGAUCUAGGCGCAGCCACAUUUUGAAUCCCUUUGCAGCAGCCAGGUUACACGCACAUGCAGAGAGGGCUGGAAUUAGCUGGCUUCUCUGUGAGUUGCCAAAAGUACGGCAAAAUUCAGCGACAACAGCAAUUUCCAAAAUUUAGAUAUUCAUGAUACUUAUCUUCUGAUAUGAUGAGUUUCGUCGAGGACAUGUAUAGAAGUACCUAGUAAGCACCUACUACUAGUAUUGGUAGGGGUGGGUUUGACAUAAGCUUUCCGAGAUCUUUGGUUGUUGGAACAAGAACAUUUGCAAGAGCUUAUUGGUCUCUUUUUGAC
Molecule: messenger RNA, 1613 nt
Organism: Aspergillus alliaceus
Lineage: Eukaryota; Fungi; Ascomycota; Eurotiomycetes; Eurotiales; Aspergillaceae
Product: trafficking protein particle complex subunit 13
Exons: 5
Coding region: 40-1050 (336 amino acids)
Cellular component (GO): TRAPPIII protein complex
Source: RefSeq, a predicted model, not a curated record